This is a messenger RNA of Saccharomyces paradoxus, 3210 nucleotides long. RefSeq lists its product as uncharacterized. The record is from RefSeq and is a predicted model, not a curated record. The coding region runs from base 1 to 3210 and encodes 1069 amino acids. The transcript has a single exon. NCBI's taxonomy places the organism in Eukaryota, Fungi, Ascomycota, Saccharomycetes, Saccharomycetales, Saccharomycetaceae.
AUGUCUAUACAGCGUUCCGUAUUUUCGGCACUCUUGGCCUUUUUGGCGUUAGCUAACACAACCUCAGCCAGUACAGAGGCUUGUUUGCCAACAAACCAAAGGGAAGAUGGGAUGAAUAUUAAUUUCUAUGAGUACGCGCUAGGUGAUACUGCCACGUACACGGAGUCCACAUAUAUGGGUUAUGAAUAUUCCGAUACAAAGAAGUUAGGUUCUAUUAGUGGACAGACCAACCUGUCAAUAAAUUAUAGUCCGCCUUGUGUGAGCAUUCCUACCUGUACGAGUUGGGCGGUUAUAAGGCGUGAUGAUGGUGAUAGCGAUGAUCCUUGUGGAGAACCUGAUGUGAAUUAUACGAAACGUGACGACACCGACACUGAAUACUGUGACCCAAAUACUGCCUAUUGGAGUUCCGAUCUUUUUGGUUUCUAUACUACUCCAACUAAUAUAACUGUGGAAAUGACAGGGUACUUUUUAGCACCGGAAAAUGGUUCCUACACAUUUUCCUUUGAUACUGUUGAUGAUUCCGCAAUUUUAUCAAUUGGAGGUGACAAUGCAUUUGCUUGUUGUGAACAACAGCAAUCUGCCCUUACAUCUACCAAUUUCACGAUCGACGCAGUUGGCGGCAAUGGCGGAUCUAGUUCAGAGGGCUCAGUCUACUUAUAUGCAGGUUAUUAUUAUCCAAUGAAAAUUGUUUUCUCGAAUGCUGAAGAAUCAGCAACGCUUCCAAUAUCUGUGUCAUUGCCAAAUGGUACCUAUGUUAUGGACGACUUCGAAGGAUACGUUUAUUCCUUCGAAAACAACCCAGCCCAGGCCGACUGUACUGUUACAGAUCCGGCAAGUCACACAAUUGAUGCUUUGUCAAGAACCAGAACUCAAGCAUGGACUGGAACAUACACAACAACACAAAUACAAACGUCUACGUACACCGGUCUGAACGGUUUGACUACAGAAGAGACAAUUUUUGAAAUUCAAACACCAACUGCCACUAGCUCAUCCGUAAUUACUGAUACGUACAGCUCGGCAGGUACCACAACAGCUGCUAAUAUAACCACUAGCACUUCCACAUCUUCUGAGACGGCGACUUCUAGCUCCACUACUAUCCCAACAAGCAGUGACGUAACGACUUCAAGUCAGAGUGAAGUAAUUAGUUCUUCCACAACUUCUAAUUUAACCAGUAGCUCUGUCACAACAUCUUCAACCGGGAGUGUGUCUAUGACUUCUACCGUUACCUCUGAUUCAAUCACCAGCUCUUCUUCAUCAUCCACUAUCCCAACAAGCAGUGACGUAACGACUUCAAGUCAGAGUGAAGUAAUUAGUUCUUCCACAACUUCUAAUUUAACCAGUAGCUCUGUCACGACAUCUUCAACUGAGAGUGUGUCGAUAGCUUCUACUUCUAUCUCAGAUCUAACCACUACCUCCUCUUUAUUGUCAACUAUACCAACAAGCAGUGAUUCAACUUCUUCAACUCAGAGUGAGCCAUUGAGUUCUUCCACAACUUCAAUUAAUUCAACCACCAGCUCUGGUACUACCUCCUCAACUCAAAGUGUGUCGAUAACUUCCCCAGUUUCUUUUGACACAACUUCCACCAGUAGCAGCGCAUACUCGACUGAGGAAGAAGUUACUAGCUCUCUCAUAUUCUCUACUUCUUCAAGCACCGCCAUCACAACGUCGUCUACUCAGCCUUUAAUUACAAGUUCUUACACCUCAUUUCUGCACAGUAUUACCCCUAUAUACCCCAGUAAUCAAACUGUGAUUACAAGCCCCUCUUCCUCCAUUACUUCCGAGUCUUCUGAGCCAUCUGAAUCAUCCAAAACAGUAGUUACAUCCACUUCAAGCCACUCCGGAUCAUCCACUUUAGAUGCAGACGCCCGUACUGCUUCUACAUCAUCCGAGGGCCUAUUUAGUAGUCUUCCCGCUACUACUGGAGCCGCUAGCAUUGCAUCUUCCAUAAAACCUGCAAGUUCAAUUACUAGUGCCUCAACAACAUCAAAUGAUUUCAUCAGUAGCGCUUCCGCGUCAAGCACCCAUUUAACCACUAGUAGUAGUUCUGAGUUCUUCAGUCAAACAGAUGCUCGUAGUUCUUCUUCAAUUAGUUCGAAGGGUCAAGAAACAAUUUUAUCUUCAACGAGAUCUUUCACUGGUUCUGAUUCCAUUAAAUUCUCUGAAUCGUUUAGCUCGUCUGUUAUUUCAUCUGCUGGUUCAACCACUGAAGUAUCCAGCAGCCAUAUCAGUGCAAUCAGCUCUUCUGAAACUUACUCCAAAAAUCACGAGGUUAGUUCUGCUCCAACCUCUUCUGGAUCGUUAAAUCACUCUAGUUCUUUGUCCAUCUCACCAUCUACCACCGCUAGUACAGCUUCUAGUACCCCUAGCUACCAAGCUGAAACUCUCAGCUUUACCACUAAAGUAAAAUCCUCUAUGAACGAAUCUUUUACUUCAUUUUCUCAGCCACAAACAACUGAAGACAAAAUUACUUCAACACCUUCAUACGUUACUACCGCUGUGCCAAAUUCAGCUCCAGUUACUACAGAAAAAAGAGAACGAACCACUUUUGUCACCAUAACUUCCUGUGAGUCUAACAUUUGUUCCAAGACCGUUUCUCCUGCCAUGGUUUCCACUUCUACAACUACUGUUAAAGGUGCCGCUACGGAAUACACUACAUGGUGCCCAAUUUCCAGUUCAAAGUCAACAGAACGGACAACGCUGGUCACGGUUACUUCUUGUGAGUCUGGAAUUUGCUCUGAAACUGCCUCUCCUGCUAUCAUUUCUACAGCCACUACAACCGUUAAUGAUGCUGUCACAGUGUAUACUACAUGGUGCUCACUUACAACAAAUGUUGAAGAUGAUACUGCCGGACUUAACACUAUAGUUGGUGGUACUUCUACUAUCUUGAAAGGUAGCGAAACAAAGACAACAACUAACACAAACGAAGAAUAUUCGAUUUCAGGAUCGGAAACACAUCCAGCUACUGUAACCAACGCCAUUACUCAUAGAAACGGUGUUAGUUCCGCAUCACAAACUUCUAACACCGAGGUCCUUGGAGCUACUUACUUAACUACUGUCUCCCAACAAUCCCGCACUACUUAUGCAAGUAGUGUUCUAGCAUCUAGUACUGCCUCUGUGGAAAUAUCGAGCUACGUUGGUAUUGCGAACAGCUUACUAGCUAAUAGCGCUAUAAGCAUUUUCAUCGCCUCGGUAUUGCUGGCAAUCGUUUAG